CAAUUAAAGUAUAAUAAUCUGGUAAUCUCUCUCCUGUUUCCAUUCAGCUGCUUCACAGUGAAUAGAGCCAGUGAACGAGUAUAGCUUUUGAAAAGUAGGUGAACUCCUGCCUCUUUGUCUGAGCAGUUUAUGUCUAGUCAAGUAAAAUGACAGGCAGAAGAGGCGACUCUCCAAAACGUUGCCCUCAUGACUUGCAUCAUUACUGCUGUUUGUGUAGCUGUGAGAUAACACUUGCUCUUUAUUUCCCUUCCUAGGCUGCGGGUUGGAUUUCUAGCAAGCUUCGCACCACGGAGAAGAGACGAGCUGAUGUGAGCAGGGAGCUAUGGACAUGUCCAUGAUGGGAGGAUGCCGUGUGCCCCAUCUCUUGGUUCUUCUCACGUUCGUGUUCAGCGGGGACAGAACCGAGGCACAAAGAGCAGGUUGCAAGAGUGUUCACUACGACCUUGUCUUCCUCUUGGACACCUCCUCCAGCGUCGGAAAAGAAGAUUUUGAGAAGGUUCGUCAGUGGGUCUCUAAUUUGGUGGAAACUUUUGAGAUUGGCCCAGACAAAACCCGUGUAGGUGUGGUGCGAUACAGCGAUCGUCCCACCACAGAGUUCGACCUGGGGAAGUACAAAACCCGUGAGGAAAUCAAAGAGGCUGCUCGAAAGAUUCAGUAUUAUGGGGGCAACACGAACACUGGAGAUGCUCUCAGGUACAUCACCACCUACAGUUUUUCCAAAGAAGCUGGUGGGAGACUUAGUGAUCGAACUGUUAAAAAAGUGGCCAUCCUUUUGACUGAUGGAAAGAGCCAGGAUUUUGUCUUGGAUCCAGCCGCUGCAGCCCAUCAGGCUGGGAUUAGGAUUUUUGCUGUGGGUGUUGGAGAAGCCUUGAAAGAGGAACUUGAUGAGAUUGCUUCAGAGCCCAAGUCUGCUCAUGUGUUUCAUGUGUCUGAUUACAACGCCAUCGAUAAAAUUCGGGGGAAGCUGAGGAGGCGUCUCUGUGAGAAUGUCCUGUGCCCAAAUGUCCACGUGGAAGGAGACCGGUUCAAACACACCAAUGGGGGGACUGAUGAGAUUCCAGGAUUUGACCUGAUGGACUCCUUCAGUGUGAAGCAGAUUUUUGGAAUGAAAGAAGAUGGUAUUCAGAGUGCUUAUGUACGGCUUGGAAGCUUUCCUGUUGUUCAGAAAACUGAGGAUGUAUUUCCACAAGGCCUGCCUGAUGAAUAUGCCUUUGUAACUACCUUCAAAUUCCGGAAGGCUUCCAGGAAGGAGGACUGGUAUAUCUGGCAGAUUAUUGACAAGUACGGCAUACCACAGGUGUCGAUCCGGCUGGACGGGGAGAACAGGGCCGUGGAGUACAACGCGGUGGGGCUGGCCCGGGACGCCGUCAGGGCCGUGUUCCGCAGCGCGCGCGUCGCCGACCUCUUCGACCGCAGCUGGCACAAGAUGGCCCUCGGCAUCCAGGCCAGGGCCGUGUCACUGUACAUUGACUGCAAGCUGGUGCAGAUGCUGCCCAUUGAGGACAGGGAGAACAUUGACAUUCAGGGAAAGACUGUGAUUGGCAAACGCUUGUACGACAGCGUCCCCAUUGAUUUUGAUCUUCAGCGGAUGGUGAUUUACUGUGAUUCCAGGCACGCCGAGCUGGAGACCUGCUGCGACAUUCCCUCUGGACCCUGCCAGGUCACGGUCCUGACGGAGACACCUCCCCUGGAAGUGAGGCCCACUGUUGGCAGUGAGCAAGUUGGACAUCUCAAGAUUUUCAACUGCUCCUGUCCUCCUGGACAAAAGGGGGAGAGGGGUCCCCUUGGCUUUGAAGGUCCCAAAGGUCAAAAGGGAGAAAGAGGCAUCCCAGGGCUUCCUGGACUCCGAGGAGAGAAAGGAGAGUCAGGCAAAGCUUAUGGCAUAGGAGAAAAAGGAGAAAAGGGUUCCCUGGGCUCACCUGGCCCCCCUGGGAGAGAUGGAGCAAAAGGAGAAGCCGGUGAACCAGGACAGCCAGGAGCAUUUGGACUGCCUGGGCCAGCAGGUCCAAAGGGAUCCGAGGGAAAACAGGGUCCUCCAGGCAUUAAAGGCUACGUGGGUGCACCGGGUCUACAAGGAGAAAGAGGAGAGAAGGGAACAAGAGGAGACAAGGGAGACAGAGGCCUGGAUGGAUUCCCUGGAAAGCCAGGUGUGGAGGGGAAACAGGGCCCUCCUGGCAGCCCCGGCCCUCCUGGUAUUAGUGGGACCAAAGGAGAAAAGGGUGAACCAGGAUUUCCAGGAUUGCCUGGCACUUCAGUGCAUAUUGAAGGCCUAAAAGGAGAGCAAGGAAAGCCUGGGCCACAAGGACCACAAGGUCACCCUGGACUUCCUGGACCUCCAGGAGAGCCUGGUCUGGAAGGCAAACCUGGAGUCCCUGGUUUGCCAGGUCAAAGGGGUAAAAAGGGAGAACCAGGAUUCCCAGGCAUCAAUGGUCUGAUUGGCCCUCAGGGACCUCCAGGGCCCCCAGGCAUUGCUGGACCCCCAGGACCACCUGGGCCACCGGGACUGCCAGGAGAGAUUGGAGUUUCUGGUAAAACUGGACCACCUGGACCAGCUGGGCUGCCUGGCAAAGAUGGGCUCAGUGGGCUUCCAGGGCUUCCAGGUCAAAAGGGAGAACGAGGAGAAAAGGGUGAGGAAGGCUUUCCUGGAAAAGCUGGCCCUAAGGGUGAACCGGGGAGCCGUGGCCAACCUGGUGAGCAGGGUGAAGCUGGUUUUCCUGGUCCUAGGGGUUUACCUGGACUGAGAGGAGAAAAAGGAGACCGGGGAGAAAAAGGAAGAGAUGGCCUCCCAGCAAUGAAAGGUGAAAGAGGAGAAAAGGGUGACACAGGUUCCCCUGGGCCCCCAGGCUUACCUGGAACAACAGCCUUCUUCACCCCACACCCCAGGAUUCCUGGUGAGCCUGGAGCCAAAGGGGACAAAGGAGAUCGAGGAAUGACUGGAGAACCUGGAUUACCUGGGGUCCCAGGUCAGCAAGGUGUGCCAGGACCUGCAGGAGUACAGGGUGCAAAGGGGGAGAAAGGAGCCCGAGGAGAGGCUGGAGCCCCUGGAGAGACUGGUUUGAGUGGACCAGCAGGGCCCCCAGGUCCAAGAGGCUUGCCAGGAAAUGUGGGUGUGCCUGGAGGCCCUGGACUCCCAGGAAAGGCAGGAGAAAAAGGAGAAAAGGGUGAUCCUGGAAAGGAAGGAAAAGUGGGUUUACCUGGGCCACCUGGUGAGCCAGGGCGUGCUGGAGAGCCAGGUUUGCCUGGGAAGGGUAAAGAUGGAGAAAGGGGAGAAAGAGGACCACCAGGCUUGCCAGGACCCUUUGGACAUAAGGGUGAGAGGGGAGCUCCUGGCCUCCCCGGACAGCCAGGAGACAGAGGAGUGCCAGGAAUCGGCCUGCCUGGACCCCCUGGACCUGCAGGACCCCCAGGAGACAAAGGGUCACUGGGUCCCCGUGGUGUACCUGGUAUCCCUGGACCACAGGGGCCUCCUGGCCAGGACGGUGUACCUGGAAAUCCAGGGGAAAGAGGACCUCCUGGAAAACCGGGUUCCCCACCCCUGCUCACUCCAGAGGACAUAAAUCUCCUAGUAAAGGAUGUGUGCAGUGAGUGCCCUCCUGGCCCUCCAGGACUGCCAGGCAUCCCAGGAUUCAAGGGGGACAAAGGUCUCCGAGGACCACCAGGCAGAGAUGGCCAAGAUGGGAAAACAGGCAUUGCUGGUCCCAGAGGCCCUCCAGGCCCACCUGGGCUCGAUGGCCCAAAGGGUGCUAAAGGAGACCGUGGUAUGACUGGGGAAGCAGGAGAAAAAGGUGAUCAGGGCCACCCUGGAAUGCCUGGCUUCUCAGGGGCUCCUGGAAACCCUGGCCCACCUGGAUCAGAUGGGGCACCAGGACCAAUAGGACCAACAGGAAACCCAGGGGAUAUGGGCAAAGAUGGUCCACCAGGUCCACAGGGCCCACCAGGGCUGCCUGGACUUCCAGGCAUUGCUGGCAGUGAUGGCAAAGAUGGCAAACCAGGAUCUCUGGGGGAGCCGGGAAAGCCUGGAGAACAAGGGCUCCCAGGCCGGGAGGGCGCCCGAGGAUUGCCGGGUUUCAAAGGACAGAGAGGAGACACAGGUCCCCCAGGUCCCCGGGGGGAGCCAGGUGUGACGGGCCCUGCUGGUCGUGAGGGGCCACCAGGGAAGGAUGGUGAUCCUGGUCCCAUAGGACCACAGGGUCCUCGAGGACUCCGAGGGCAGCCGGGCAAGAAUGGAGUGCCUGGAUCUGCAGGAGAACCUGGCCCAGCAGGUAUCCCAGGUCCCAAAGGAAAUAAAGGAGAGACGGGCAGCCCUGGACUCCCUGGCUUUAUAGGACCCCGAGGACCACCUGGAGAACCAGGUGACAAAGGACCUCCUGGGAAAGAGGGCGCACCAGGGAAACAGGGUGCCAUUGGCUCCAAAGGAGAGAGGGGCGAGCCUGGCAUCAAAGGUGAAAAAGGCCCUCGAGGAGAAAAGGGUCCUGCAGGUGAUCCUGGGAUACCUGGUCACAAGGGCCAUCCAGGACUGAUGGGUCCCCAUGGGCCUCCAGGAGACACUGGGCAAGUUGGACCUCCUGGUCCUCCAGGACAACCAGGAUUUCCAGGACCAAGGGGAGAACCCCCAUCUCUAGAGACGUUGAGAAGACUCAUCCAAGAGGAGUUAUCCAAGCAGCUAGAUGCAAAAUUACCCUAUAUCCUGGCUCAGAUACAGCCUACACAGGUAAAAGCAUCCCAUGGCAGACCAGGACCUCCUGGUCCCCCUGGGAAGGAAGGACUCCCAGGAAGAACUGGCCCUCCAGGAGAGCCUGGCCGGCCUGGACAGACUGGGUCUGAAGGGCCACCAGGACCAAUUGGUCCCAAAGGAGAAAGAGGAGCAAGAGGUGAGAAAGGAGACACUGGCAUUGGCCAACGAGGGGAAAUGGGUCCUCCAGGAAUUCCAGGCCUCCCAGGGGAGCCUGGUUAUGCCAAAGAUGGGAUGCCAGGACCUCCUGGCCCUCCAGGUGAAGCCGGUGUGCCGGGUCUGGCAGGGCCCCAGGGCCCCCCGGGAGCCAAUGGACAGUGCGACCCCUCUCAGUGUGCUUACUAUGCAAGCCUGGCUGCCCGGCCCUCCAAUGUCAAAGGGCCAUAGUGUGCAGGGAGCACCCCCAGACUUGUUUUGAAAACUUGAAUUCCUCACACCUGCCAAGAGCUCUCCAAUGUCUUCAGCUGUGUUUCUUUCGCGGGAGGCCUUCUAAAGCCAACAAAUGCUGCCGGUCGGUCAGAUUAUUUUUAUGAAUUAUAAUUAUUAUUAUUAUUAUCUUUGAUGUGAUAUGUGAACUUAUUUUUUUGUUUGUUUUCUCUAACAUCAGGGCAUAUUAAAAUGUUAAAAAUAAGUGGGUUUUUUUCCUCUUUUGAAGAGCAUAUAAUAGUAAUGCGUUGUGUGACUGUUUAUGCAAAACCAUUCCAAUGCCAAAUUUUUUAUCUGUUAUCUGAUUAAUUCUUUCUAAAGCUUUAUCCCUCACCGUCUCAACUGAAAUAAAAUCCUGCAGCCUGGGGCAUUAACUGUGACACACAGGCACAGGAUUGUUGGUGCUAUUUGCCAUCUACAUGGAGGGGAGGAAGAUAAAGUCAUACCAAAGCUGGAAAAGGUGUCUCCAGGACAUCCAACUCCCAAUGGACAAUUUUGAACAGCUUGUGCUUUCCAGAAGAUUCCUGUUAAAUUUAAUAUUCUUCUGCUGAUGAAUGAAUCAAUAUUCUAUAGGAGCUACUUUUUCAUGGAGUCAUGUGGGAUUUCAUAGUAAAGGCCUGAAGGGACAACUCUGAAGAUCUAAAUGUCUCUGUACUUGAGAGUUUUGUUCCAAGAAAUGGAACCUACUUACCCCUGUCAGGGAGCUGCCUUUUCAAAGUUAUCCUCUGUCAGGUCAAGGAUGCCAAAUCCCCUGUGCACUGUCAGCACAUGCACAGCUCCCUACCACUGCUUCACCCAAAAAUCAGCCAGAGCAGCAUAGAAAGUCUCCUGGUGUUAAAAACUCAGGAAGCCAACUGUGACCCAAUUCACAGUUUUGGUUGAUCCAUUACGACAAUAACUUGUCAAGCUGUGUUACUUAGAGAGCUGGUGCAUAGUGCAGGCUGGUCUAGGAAGAUGUUGAUCUUUGAUAUAAGGAUCAGAACAAAGAGAUGUUCAGAAACAUGGGGAAAAUUGUGUUUGGGGGUGAAAGCAACAAACCAGACAGUUGCCAUUUCUCCCUAUCAGUUAAUUGCCAAAAUCAGCCUGAGAAUGCAAAGACAAAGUAAAAAGGGGAUGGAGUCUGGAAAGACCUUCACAAUAGGUCAUUUGUGAGCUUAACCCUCUGACCAAGCCUUGCCCACUCACUAAGUGCAGAUCUGGGAAGUGAUCAGGCCUGGGAUAUGUGCCAACCAACAAAGCAGCUGCAUUUUCAAGCCUCUUCUGCACAAAGCAGUUUGUAGUGAGAGAUGGGAGUAAUGGAGCUGACACAGGCACUAAGUGCUGAAUGUGUUUGGGAAUCUCAUCUGCUCUUUUGGAGACAGAAAAGAGGAACCCUGCCCUGCUGACACAUUCACCAUAUGGCAUGGUGCUUCCAAACUGGCCAGCCCAAGCAGAAGCCACAGCUGUCGAUGACCAGCCCAGAAUAAGACCCUGAGGCUGAAGCCCAGAGAUAAGCAUUUGCCAGCCUUGGAGUUUUUUCUCACCCAGUAGAGAUAAAAAUUGCCUCUGCUUUACUGAAAAAUGAAUUUAAAUAACAAGUACAAAUGCCAGGGUUAAACAAAGUCUUUACUGUGUAGCUCUCAAUGGUGCUAUUUUUGCUAUUUCCUAUGCAAAUAAACUCUUUGAUUUGAUGUUACUGUGUUUCUUGCUACGGAAAGACCAAUCAAAGUGAAAAUACCAUGAAGUGAAAAGUUUACCACUUUUAAGUAAAUCUUGAUGGUAUAUCUGUUACUGCACUGCAUCUUGGGUUAGCUUGCUGGAUUUUAGUAUUAAGCAAACAUGUUGAUCACAUAUUCAACAGAAAUAUUUUUCUUAGCCCAGGCUGAGAUUUCAUCCCUCCAGUGGUGAGGCAGAACAGAGUCCCUGUUUGAGAGCACCUCCUAACAUGGGAUGGGACAUUUUCAGUAAAUGUGGUGGUAAUGAGCAGGUGUUAUGGAGGUAAAACAUGUUAACUGGGCCAUGUAAAUGUGACAUUUAAUUCCUGUCAUGAUGGAUCUACAGGCUCUCUCAUGUGUGUCUCAUGUGCCAUGUGUGUCAUAGAAUUCAGUACAUCCUAGUGCACCAUGAGAACGGAAUAGGCAUAAUGAUGUUCUGUUAAACCGAUUUCAGGGUCUUUAACUCCUGUGAGGUCAUAGAAUCAUAGAAUAAUUUGGGUUGGAAGGGAACUCUAAGGGUCAUCUAGUGCAAUCCACAGUAGGUGAGAUGGUGCAGUGACAUCCAGUUGAAGGAGAUGGGAGGGUUUUAGUUUUUUUUUUUUGAUAACCCUUUUUGUUUGAAUGUCUGUGGGAGCCAUUUCCAACAGUCUGUGCUAGGAACACAAGGGACACACUUGCAUCUUUAACAGCAGUUGAAAAAUCAACACGAGUUAGGCACAGACUACAUCUCUGAGCAUUUUCCACCUGUAAAAGGGGACACAGCCUAAUUCCCUUUGCUCCAGCAUAUUCCCUAGCAUAUGGCUAUCUGUUCAGUCUGUUCCCAGAGACACCCCAGACUGUGUCUGUGCCCUGAAUUCAGUGGGUGACAUUUCCCUGCUUUUUUGUAAACCUUGUUUUCUCUGCAGCCAGUUAAAUGACAUUUACCAGGCAGAAUCUGUCGUUAGUGAGCAGAGUACAAGACAUGAGCUGCAGACUCAGAUCAAGACCUGUGUUUGUACUCACCCAGAUUUUAGUCAUCAAAGGGAGGUUUCUAUAGCUGCCACCUCUUACAGAAGCAAGCCCUACAGGAAUGUGCAUAAAAGGAAACCUAGGUAAGAAUUUGGAGGAUUUCAAAAUCUCCACUGUUUUUGCUUCAGUCUGUUUGUGUGUAUUUGCAGUCUUUGGAAAGGUGGCCUGAGAUUACUUUCUAAAGUAGGUCUGCCAUCUGGGAAGCCACCAAACUUACAAGUACAGCCCUGGGCAUGUUCAGAAGCUGCUCUCCAGAAAAUGCAGGUGCCUCUGUACCUGAGCAGGUGACUGUGUGUGCAUUGUCUGUCCAGCACUGUGCAAGGUGAACACACAAGCAGGAAGUGGCAGGUAGGGCAGGGACAGUUCUGGUGGCUCUCUCCUAACCACCCUUGAAUAAAGGAAAGUUGUGGCUUUGGUAUCUCAGUGUUCCUGUCUCUGCAACCAAAUGUGUAGUAAAUCACCAUAAAGUCUGUUCACUGAGUCUGAGCUUUAAACCUGGGAACAGGCUGAUGUUUUGUUGGAUUUUAUUUUGGCCCUGUGGCAAUGUACUGCUAAAAUUGCAUUAGAGAGCCAGACAAUAUUUUAUUCAGAUUUUUAAAAGGUACACAUGGGAUUUAUGGCACCACUGUCACUUGCUAUUUUUUUUCCUUUUUUAAAUAAUGUGUAAAUUACUGUAAUUAUGGCAAAUGGGCCAUUAUUUAAUACAAUUUUUUGCCUGACAAAUUACAAAGACAGAACAAAGCAAUAGGAUCAUUUGGGGAUUUUUUUUUUUUUUUGUGUUAAAUUAUUUAACAAUUUCUACUUGUUUUCUAAACAGUUUUGAAUUAGCUGCUUCUUGGAAGCUGUAUCAAAUGCCUGUAGGGUUUUUUUAUUUCCAGAGAGACAAUAAAAAUACUGUGGCAGCUAAGCCCAAGCUCUAUGCUCUGACCACAGAACUGACUAGGAGAUGAACACAGAUUUUACAUUCUGGGCAAUUAUUAAAAACAAAAAAAAUUGAAAAAUUAAUUUUUUAAAAAAAGUGGAAUAGAGUAUUCUCUUCGUUCAGUCUUUUGAUGUGGAAACUGGCCAAGCUCUGCCCUGUUAAAGAUUUCAUCUGACAGCUUCUGGAGCAGGACUUGGUGCCUAGGAAUGGCUGGGUGUCACCAUCCACAAUAUAUGGGGCCAGAGACGCAGACAGGGACUGGCAGGUAUGAUGUAGGACCUAGGGGAGCCCUUCCAGAGCUUCAGUGGGUGACACCAGGGAAGAGCACAUCAAAUAAUCUAAAAUGUCUGUGUCUGGGUACCUCAGUCCCACGCUCAGUUUCUCACAGGGAGAUUCAGAGUCACAGAACAUAGAACCAUAGAAUGUCCAUAGUUGGAAGGGACCCACAAGGAUCAUCAAGGUCCAGCUCCUUGAGUUUAAGGAGUGUAGCUGUGGCAGCUGCACUCUGGUGGCUCCAAUGAGAGCUGUAGAGCCUGGAGAUCCAUUCGGUUUAUCCUAAAGUAUUCAGCUGCAGCACUCUGAGCCUUGUUGCCCACAUUAACUACAUCUCCAUGGAAAAGAGGUCUUCUGGUAGCUGUCUUUA
Messenger RNA from Prinia subflava (tawny-flanked prinia), 9425 nucleotides. RefSeq names its product collagen type XXII alpha 1 chain (gene COL22A1). Lineage: Eukaryota; Metazoa; Chordata; Aves; Passeriformes; Cisticolidae. The transcript has 63 exons. The coding region runs from base 323 to 5119 and encodes 1598 amino acids. The record is from RefSeq and is a predicted model, not a curated record.